AAUUAACACCCCUAAGUUAAAUAGUAUAAUCAAUCACUCUCUAGCUACUACUACCUAGUACUAACUUUUUGACGAAGCAUGGCUGCAUCUGCGUAGGAGGGAGAGAGAGAGAGAGAGAGAGGGAGACAGCGAGCCAACAUGGAAGGAGGAAAUACAUGUUGGUGAGAGAGAAAGAGAUGAAUUUUUUUAUCAUAAAGAAGAGAGAUACAUGUGGUUGAUAGAGUAAAAACAAUUUCGAUUUUUGGAGAGAGAGAGAAAUGAAAGUUCAAGUAGAAAGAGGGAGGGAGAUAGUGAGGGAUGGGUGAUAGAUGGAAGCAACUUAGAGUUUGAAAUUGAGAGAAAUGAGAAAAUUAAAUACAAGCACCCAAAUGAAGACUUGGGUUUGAAAAUUGAAAUUUAGAGAGAGAGAGAGAGAGAGAGAGAGAGAUGGAGAGAGAAGAAAAAGUUAGAGAGAGAGGGGGGAAAAAGCAGGAAUUCAUGGGGAUAAAGUUGAAACGCGGGGUUUUGGUAGGGAAAAGAUUGGGUACUUGUACACCAUCACCGAAAUGGAGACUUGGGUUUACUCAACCUGAUGGUCCUAUCAGGGAAGAUCUCACCUUGCCCAUCACCACCGCUUUCUCUGCUAGAAAACUCGGUGCCAACCUCUGGGAGGUUUUGCCCCACCUCAAGGUCCUCAAAAUGAGCAAAGGUGGUGCCAGGUUUAGCCACCACCACCGCCACAAAGAUAAGGGUUUCGAGCUUCCUAAUAGGGUGGUUGAAACUCCUGAUACUCCUCUAGACCAGCCAGCAAGUGCAGGUAGCUGGAGAAGACAUGUUGCGGCAUCAUUGAUUCAACACCAUCGACUGGUUGAAAGAAAUGGUUGUGCUCUACAGCCCGUAUCUCCCACAAGUUAUGGUAGCUCAUUGGAGGUGGCACCUUAUAACCCUGCUGUCACCCCAACUAGUUCUUUGGACUUCAAGGGUCCAAGUGGGGAGUCAACUUUUAGUCUUAAAACAUCCACGGAAUUACUAAAAAUACUUAAUCGGAUCUGGAGUCUUGAAGAACAGCACGCAUCUAAUGUAUCACUAGUGAAAGCACUGAAAAGGGAACUGGAUCAUUCACAAGCGCAAAUCAAAGAGUUGCUUCAAGAGAAGAAAACAAGACAUCAGGAAAUUGAUGAAUUGGUUAAGCAAGCAUCUGAGGAUAAAAUUUAUAGGAAGAACAAGGAACAAGACCGAAUGAAAGCUGCAGUUCAAUCAGUGAGGGAAGAGCUGGAAGAUGAGAGGAAGUUAAGAAAGCAAUCAGAAAGCCUUCAUCGAAAGCUAGCUCGAGAGCUAUCCGAAACAAAAUCUUCCUUCUCUGCUGUUUUGAAAGAAUUUGGAAGAGAGAAAAAAGCAAGAAUAUUGUUGGAAGACUUGUGUGAUGAGUUUGCUAAAGGAAUAAGAGAUUAUGAACACGAGGUGCGUUCCCUUAAAUACAAGUCUGACAAGGAUCGCUUUGGUGGGGAAAAGCCUGAUCGAUUGGUUCUCCAUAUUUCAGAAGCAUGGCUAGAUGAGAGGAUGCAGAUGAAGCUGGCAGAAUCUCAGAGCAACCUUGCAGAAAAGAACCCAAUUUUGGACAAAUUGAGUUCCGAAAUUGAAACAUUUCUUCGAGCCAAGCGAUCUGUUUGUUGCAGAGAUAAUGAUGAUUUAUCCUCAAGAAGGCCAAAAGGAAAUAGCUUACAUAGACAGUCCUUGGAGUCCUUCCACUUAAAAGAUGCUGCAAGUGCUCCAAAUGUGGAUGAUGAAUAUUCUACCGGCAGUGAUUCACAUCGUUUCGAAUUAAACAGGGGUUUGAGUGGAAGGCAUAACAAUGGUGAUUCCAAACAACAAGGAGAUAUUGCUCCAGAAAAUCUUCUUGAAGAAUUAAUGAAACCAAAUCAUACGAAGAAAAAGGUCCGCUCACGAGAUACUAUCAAAGGUCGUGAUCCAUCCGGCUUGCAAAUGCAAUUUGAAGAACAUAUGGCUGGGGCCAUGUCAUGUAAUGGAAACAGGACUCAGCUCGUGGUUAGGGAACAGGGAGAAAUGGGAAGAGAGAAUUCAGUUGAAGUGAGCAAUUCCCAAAAUCUGGAAACGGGUGAGGUUGCACAAGAAUGUUCGCUGGAUAGAAAGAAUAAGCAAGUCAUGGUCCAUGGAUUGAACUCAAAUCAUGUGAAUAAUUCCUCAUCACUGGAAGGCGGAAAACCGCAUACUGAGAGUAAAUGCAUGGAAGGUUCUUGUAGUCAGCCCUUUCCAGGUCAUGCUAGUCCAGUGCAACAGAGGGUGUCAAGAUUCAUAUCUCCAGCUCCUGAGGUAUCCGAAUCUUCUUCAAAAUUGUCCACGGGAAUAAAAGAGAAUACCUUGAGAGCAAAGCUGCUUGAAGCAAGGUUAGAGGGCCGGCAUUAUCGCUCAAAAGCAUUUAAAGGUUCCUUUUAGGUUGAUCGAACUGUUGUUUGCCUGCAGCAGCAUCAAGCUUCUGACAGCGAACUUCUGGUAUGUGAAUAUUGCCAAGAUCCUUCUAGCUGAAUUUGGAAAGACUUUUCAGUAAUUUCAGCGUAGCUAGUAAUUUAUUUUUUCCUUUGUAAUUUAGAAUCACAUCUGUAAAUGAAAAUAUGUAUUUUUUGUUACGUGCUUACCUAGCUAAAAAAAUAUUAAGUCCUAGUACUAUUUGGAUCAAUGUGAGGCCGGCCUUGUUAUGUUUAUGUAGAGGUGGGUAUUGUUACAUGAAAUUUUUGAACUUGCAAUAAUUUUUUUUUAAGGAGCUUGGCAGCUGCUUGUUGGUUA
Molecule: messenger RNA, 2781 nt
Organism: Cornus florida
Lineage: Eukaryota; Viridiplantae; Streptophyta; Magnoliopsida; Cornales; Cornaceae
Exons: 3
Coding region: 427-2433 (668 amino acids)
Source: RefSeq, a predicted model, not a curated record